Molecule: messenger RNA, 1347 nt
Organism: Clavispora lusitaniae ATCC 42720
Lineage: Eukaryota; Fungi; Ascomycota; Pichiomycetes; Serinales; Metschnikowiaceae
Source: RefSeq, a predicted model, not a curated record
AUGAAAAAGCUCCGCAAAGAACCAAAAGCAUCGAAGUCCAAAGAUGCUGCAAAUAGAAGAAGAAAGACGGAACGUGAAGAAGAUGCUGAGCUUUUGGAUGACGAAAAGGACACCCCUUCUAUUGUUGAAUUCACUGAAAGUCCAGCAUAUAUACAUGGAGAGCUUCGUCCCUAUCAAAUUCAGGGCCUUAACUGGCUAGUUUCAUUGUAUGAGAAUAACUUGUCUGGUAUAUUGGCCGACGAGAUGGGUUUGGGUAAAACCUUGCAAACUAUCUCGUUUCUAGGCUACUUGAGAUACUUCAAGAACGUCAAGGGUCCACAUAUUGUUAUUACUCCAAAGUCUACUUUGGAUAAUUGGGCAAGAGAGUUUGCAAAGUGGACUCCAGAAGUUCGCGUGGUUGUGUUGCAAGGUGAUAAAGAUGAGAGACAACACUUAAUACAGAACAAAUUAUUAUCCUGCGAUUUUGACGUUGUUGUUGCAUCCUACGAAAUUGUUAUCCGUGAAAAAUCAACAUUCAAAAAGUUUGCUUGGCAAUACAUUGUGAUAGACGAAGCGCAUAGAAUAAAGAAUGAAGAGUCAAUGUUAUCCCAGAUCAUUCGAUUAUUCCACUCGAGAAACAGGCUUUUGAUUACAGGAACCCCCCUUCAAAACAACUUGCACGAGUUGUGGGCUUUGCUCAACUUUAUUUUACCAGAUGUUUUCGGCGAUAGUGAUGCUUUCGACCAAUGGUUUACAUCUGAAGAAGAAGAAACUUCUCAGGGUGAUGGGGGAGUGGUAGCUCAGUUACACAAGGUGCUCAAGCCGUUCUUAUUGCGCCGUAUUAAAUCCGAUGUUGAAAAAUCUCUUUUGCCAAAGCAAGAAAUGAAUGUGUAUGUCAAAAUGACAGACAUGCAACGCAAAUGGUAUCAGAAGAUUCUUGAAAAAGACUUGGAUGCUGUUAAUGGAGCAAACGGCAAAAAGGAAUCUAAAACUAGAUUGCUCAAUAUUGUUAUGCAAUUGAGAAAAUGUUGCAACCAUCCGUACUUGUUUGAAGGUGCAGAGCCAGGUCCGCCAUACACAACGGAUGAACAUUUAGUUUACAAUUCCCAGAAGAUGAUCAUUUUGGAUAAAUUGUUAAAAAAGUUCCAGAAAGAAGGGUCUAGGGUAUUAAUUUUUUCCCAAAUGUCUAGAGUUCUCGAUAUCCUUGAAGAUUACUGUAUGUUCCGCAGUUAUGAAUAUUGCAGAAUCGAUGGGCAAACUGACCAUGCUGACAGAAUUCAAGCAAUUGAUGAAUACAAUAAGCCUCGGAUCUUCAAAAUUUGUGUUCUUGUUAACAACGAGAGCUGGAGGGUUUGGGUAUUAACUUAA